Molecule: messenger RNA, 9616 nt
Organism: Vombatus ursinus (common wombat)
Lineage: Eukaryota; Metazoa; Chordata; Mammalia; Diprotodontia; Vombatidae
Gene: NAF1
Product: nuclear assembly factor 1 ribonucleoprotein
Exons: 9
Coding region: 574-2850 (758 amino acids)
Biological process (GO): pseudouridine synthesis; ribosome biogenesis; box H/ACA snoRNP assembly
Cellular component (GO): sno(s)RNA-containing ribonucleoprotein complex
Molecular function (GO): RNA binding
Source: RefSeq, a predicted model, not a curated record
CCGCUUCCGCCUUCUUUAACUCCCCUCCCUACCCCUAGUGCUUUGGCCGGUUUGAGCUGGUUGAAGCUGGUUCUGUUCCUUCUGGCGGUGUGUAGGAGACUCUGGCCACCCUGCUGCCCUCGUUCCUAGCGGUUUGAUUCCUGUACUUCUCUGAGCCCCGCCCGGAAGUGGAGCGGCUGUCUGUGGAGCGUGGCUCGUGGCGCAUAUGCUUGUGUGUGGCCAGCAGAGGGUGCUCGGGUCCCACGGUCCAGCUUGGCGGGCUACACGCGCCCGCCCGCCCGGUCUCCCGCCCUCUCUCCUCCCCAGCACCCUCCCGCCCGCGUGGCUGUUACCGGGUGAACGCGUGAGCUCCUGAGCUCUUAAAAGAGCCCUCCUCCCCUUGCUCUUUGCGCAGACGUUCCACUUUGGGGCGUCUGUGUCCGAGGGAAAGCGGGUGGGUCCUCGGGACCCGAAAGGGGGGGACAAGAAAGUUAAGGGGGCGUGGGUGAGCCUAGAGAAAGAAGGUGGACAACAUCGGAAAAGUAAGGGAAACAAACCCAAAAAGUAAGCAAAGUGGCCCAACUUGGGCACGGGAUGGAAGGGAAGGAGAUGGAGGGGAUAGAAGGUAAGGAGGUGGACGGGUCGGAAGGGAAGGAGACGGACGGAACGGAAGGGAAAGAGACGGACGGGACAGAAGGGAAAGAGAUGGAGCCCGAGGUAGAGAACAAAACCAUUAAGGUAGAGCCCACGGAUCCCGGUGAGACCCAUCCCAGUGACAAUGACCCAGAAAAUGACCCCGACAACGACCCUGACCCCGGAGAAGGACCGUCCUCCCUGAUUAGGGUCCCCAAGAUAGGACUGUGCGAACCUAAACCGGGACCGAGCCACAAGAUGAUGGACGACGACGAAGAUGACAGUGAUGAUGAGGAUGAGGAUGAAGAUGAGGAUGAGGAUGAAGAUGAAGAUGAUGCUAACUUGCCCCUGGUAGUCUGGGAGCAGCCCCUCAAAGUGGGCAAGGAAGAGCCCAUGGACUAUGAUGAUGACUGCAUGCCUGGACCCAGCCGAGCCAAGCCCCUGCACAACUGGGACUCAAACAGUGACUCGGGUUCUGAAAGCUCUGUCAUAUCCUGUAGAAUCAGAGAACUUCGUGGUGAAGAUGAUGAGGAAGAAGAUGAUCAAGCUAGGGCUCCGAAACAGAAGAGCAUCUUCUGCUUUAAAAAGAAAGACAUACCUGCUGCUGAUGCACCUGCUCCAGCAGAUGACAUGACUCUCAUUCUGCCUGAAAGUGUUGAACUACAGCCCUUUGGGAGGGUUUCAGGUAUUAUCGAAAAACUAGUAAUAAUUGAAUCUGUGACUGACCUACCACCAGUUUGUGAAGAUAGCAUGAUCUUUAAGAGCAACCGACAUGCUGCCGGAAAGAUUUUCGAAAUCUUUGGCCCCGUUGCACAUCCCUUCUAUGUCCUACGGUUCAGUUGUUUGGAACACAUCAAGAGAAAGGAUAUCAAAAUCCGAGACAUCAUGUAUUUUGCCCCCUCAAUCCAGCACUUCACUCGCUAUAUAUUCACAGACAGGAUUAGGGAUAGGGGUUCUGAUGCUUCCUGGAAGAAUGACCUAGAGCCACCGCCUGAAGCUGUUGAUUUCAGUGAUGAUGAAAAAGAAAAGGCAGCUAAGAGCAAGAAGAAAUACUAUGGACGGAAUCGGAAGAAGCAGAGGGCAGAGUACAGGUCAAAAAGCAGAUCCAGUUACAGCAGGGAUGGUCGGAAGGGUUGCAGACCAGAACCCAGGCAGCUUGCCCUCGAGGAAAACAGCCAGGAGAAUAGGCAGGAUGAUAGACAGGAGGAGAAGCAGGAGGAGAAGCAGGAGGAGAAGCAGGAGGAGAAGCAGGAGAACGAACAGGAGAAGCAGGAGAACAAGCAGGACAAUAGGCAGGCUUCCCGCCAGGACAAUAGGCAGGCUUCCCGCCAGGACAAUAGGCUGGGUGCCCGGGAAAGAACAACUUCCCAGCAGGAGAACAGACAGGGAGCACACAGAGAUCAGAGAAAAGGUGGCCGACAGGAUCAGAGGAAAUCUAACAGACAUGAUCACAGGCAUUCCAGCCGCCAUGAUCGCAGGCAGGAUCGCAGGCAGAUGGUCCAGCAUGAUCACAGGCAGCUUAUCCAGCAGGAUUUCCGACAGGAAUACUGUCAGGAGUUUGGCCAGGAGUAUGGCCAGGAGUUUGGUCAGGAGUUUGGGGGUCAAGAUUAUGGACAGCUAGAAUUUGGGCAGCUAGAGUAUGGGCAGCAGGAGUUUGCGCAGGAGUAUCAGGAGUUCCGACAGGAGUACCAUCAGGAGUACCACCAGGAAUACCAUGCUGCCGCUGCCGCUGCCGCCACCGCCGCCGCCGAGUACCAUCAGGAGUACAGACCGGUUGCUGAGUUCCGUCAGGAAUACCGGCCUGACUAUCAGAAUCUUGGUGCUUAUGGAGGAGAAGCACCCCCAGCUGCUCACUGGUGCCCCCAGCCUCGUGAGGCUGGAAGGAGUUGCUACAACAAACGCGAGUACCACCGAGAAUUCUCCCGGGGCAGACACCACAAGGCCAGCCGCUCCAGGUCCCAGGCAGCUGGGCAGUUUUACAGCGCCGAGCACAGGUUGGCCCAGGAUGCCCCUCCCUCCCUGUUUGCUCCUCAGCAUAGGCAAGACAAUUCUCUCAUGCAGCAUUCCUAUCAGCUGGCUCCUCAGUACUUUGACAUGCACCAUUACCAGGCUCACCCAUCUCAGCAUGUGGCUUGGUCUGGGCUGCCCCAGCAUGUGCACAAUGCACACUACCAGCACUUCCAGGGCCAACAUGCUAGGGGUGGUGGGCACUGCUCCCAGUACAGACCCUUCUACUAGACAGAUCAUGUUUCAUGAGCUCACUACAGAAACAGAUGACAGAGCUCCUAAAAAACAUGAUUCCUCAGUCUGGUCACUAGAGAAAGUGAACUUGAUAAAAAUUAAAACACUUACUGUAAAAUAAUUUCAUUAUUCAAGUGUUCACGUGGUAAAUAUUUGUGUACUUUAGUGAAAUAGUGACAUACUCCUAACAUAAGAAAUUAGAUCUCAGAUUGAAAAGAAAACUAAAAAAAAAAAAACCAAAACCCCUCUAACAACCUAACCCUCCAAAUUAUGUAUCACUUAACUAACACUUUGAUUAUAAUCCAGAAGAAUUUUCUUUUCUUCUCUCCCCCUCAGUAUAGAUCUAAGUAGCAGAAAUAGACCACCUUUCAUCAGAGAUUAAAGUGUGUUGAACCAUUGAUUGUCUUAGAAUACUUGUGUUAAAUCCAGCAAGAUAAGAUUUUGAAGUCCCAUUGAGAAUAUGUGGAAAAAAAAAUAAAGUUUUUUUUUUUUAAACUAAAUGUACUUGUUUGGAAAUGGCUUUUGUAGAUGCAUCAUAUAAUUUUCAAAAAUCUUGAACCACAUUGAUUUGUAAAAUUUAGCAAAUGGAGAUCACAGAAUUAAAAACAUGCAUUCUUUGGCAAUUAAAGAUUAAUGUCAAAUUGUAUAAAUAAAUAUCGUGGCUUUGAACAAAUACAAGAUUAAAGCUGACAAUUAGGAAUACUUUAAAAAGGACAUUGCAAAUUUCCUUAAUUUAGGUUAAGUACAGGGAGAUUCUCUUCCAUCUUCACUAAGUUGGCCAAUUAAAAAAACCAAAACCUUCUAAAGAUGAAACUGUAAUAUCCAUUCCCUAGUGAAAAUCAUUAUAAAAUUUACUUAUUUGGCUAUCUUCCAUUUAUGAGGCAUCCUAAUGAUAAAUAUUACUUUACAACAUGUGUGAGACAUAAAGCAAGAGGCUUUUUAGCUCUAGUCAAAACCUCUCUGGGAUUCAGAUUCCUCAGACUGAAAAUGCAAGAGUCAGACUUGAGAGGUUAUUGAUAAGGCCCCUCAAGAGCUGUGAGGGCCCUAAGAGGCCAUAUAGGUCAAUGCUCUUAUUUUGCCGAUGUAAAAACUGUGGCUCAGGAUGGUUAAAUGACUUGCCCAAGGUCACACAGGUAGUACAAUAUCUAUGCAAACAAAAUAACAAAAAUUAGAACUGACAACAAACAUAAUCCAAACAGUACUACCUAUGUGACUUUAGACAAGUCAGUUAGCUUCUCUGGGUCUCAUUUGUGAAAUGAGUUUGGACUAGGUAGUCUCUGAUCAGUUUUAGAUCUGAGAUCCUAAAGGAGCCUCAUGAAUUACCUAUCUCGUCUAGUCCUCUCAUUUUAGAGUUGAGGAAUUUGUAACCCAGAGAGACUGUGACUUGUGCUUUCUUGAAAAUUGAUUGCAUUGGUAAUUCUAGUCCUAAAUUCUAUCAAAAAAUGUGGUUUUGUCAGAAUAACUUUAGUUUUAUCUCCCCCCAAAAAAUUUUUUUAAAAAGUGAUGAGAAUGCUAUAAUUAAUCUUCCUCUACCAAAUAAUUUAUCUUGGGAAAAAUAAUUCAGGACCUGCCAUACAUUCAUACUGUGUGUGUAGGUUAAGCAUUCAUUGGAAAAACUAGGUACCAAAAAAAUUAGUGUUAUUCUAAAUUUCAAUUCUGCUAGCUUUGCCAUAGCCUUAUCUAUGGUAGUCUUUUUUCUUUUUUACAGGGUCUGAAAUAAUACUUUGUGUCUGUUCAGCCAUACAAUGCCAUUGUUCUAAAUUUGAAUAAACUUACCUUCAAAUCAGUUUUUACAGAUCAUUUCUGUAAUACACUAAUGAAAUUUCAAAGUACACAAGAAAUUCUUGAGGUUCUUGUCAAUAUUAAUCAAAUAAAAAAAUUAGUCAAAAUCUGGCAAAUAUUUAUGGGUUCAUGGAUAUGGAAAAUUUAUAUUGAAGGUGUCUGACAGUAAAUGCACAGCUAUAAAGGUAAGUUAGUAAUUAUUGAUAUUAUCCAUGCAGGCAGCAAAUAGUAGCCUAAUUGUGCUUUCAGGUGAGUGUUCAUUUUUCAUGCAUUAAUCUACAAGACAAAUUUAUAUAUAUGUAUAUAUAUAUAUAUAUAUAUCUGUUAACUGUUUAUAUAUCUUGGAUACCAAACAUUUACCAGAGAAAUUAGAUGCGAGAUUUUUUUCCUACUCAACUACGUCCCUCCUUAUCCUCGAUGUACAGUGCACCUUCCUUUAUAACAUUUCACUUGGCAUUCCUAAUACCAUUUACUUCAAAACUAAAUGGAAAGUCUUGGCCUAUAGAACAAGUGAAAAGGGAUAAACAAGAAAGAAGUGAAAGUUAAGAAAAUUAGUAAACUGAGCUUGAAUAGCUAUAAAUAAAUAAACUGUGUAAGAUAUUCAUUUAUAUUGUAUUAAUUAAGAAGAGACCUUCUUAGUCCUACCAAGUCCUAUCUUUAAAAGAAAACUUGAUGAGGUGAGGUUAUCUUGAGGCAAAUCAAAUUGUUGGUUGGACCUUUAUGGAAUUUAUCAUACUUUAUCAGAUCUAGCUUCUAAUGAAUCAAAUUUUAAAAAUUAUUUAAAAACCCAUAUGUAUGUGGGAAACUAAAUUUUUUAUUUUAAAUCUGACUUGAGAGUUAAAGGCCUGUGAAACUAAAUUUAAAAUUUUCAGAAAAUAUAAUUCACAAAUAAUACAUUCUAGACAUUCCUCUCCCCCUUGAGAAAUUCAUAAAUAUCAUUGUAUACUGAUUAUUUUUAAAAGCCUUUUUUCCCUUUUAGAUUCUUUCCUAUUCAUGUACCAUCAAUUUUUUUUAUUUAUUUUUUUGAGCAUGCCAUGGGAAAGAGUAUAUCCUUAAGGUAGUACAGCGUGCUAAAUGCUUAAUGUCAUCAGAGCAUUGUGAGAGGCGAGGCAAAUCAUCUUGUACCUCUCUAAGCCUCUAGUUUCCCUAUCCAGAAGAUGGGGAUACUAAUACCUAUAGUACUUACCUCACAGGGUUGUUGUGAGGGUUCAAAGAUUAAAUAAGCACAAUUGACAUCUUACCAUCUAAAAGUGUUACACAAUGGCUAAUUAACUAAAGUCUUAAUUAGUUACUGUUUGUGCUGCAGUGGGAAGGCAGUUAAAUGGCAUGCCGUGUAUAAAUAUUUUUCGAUCAUGAACCCCUAAAUUGUAAGGGGGUCCUAUAUGUCCCUCUUAAUUCCUAAACUAUUCAAAUAAAAUUUAAUAUUUUUAGUAAUUACCAAUUCUAAUUUGAUCAAAUGCAUGCCACCCUAACAGUCUCCCAAUUCAGUUCAUAUUAUUUUUUUGAAAGAUACCAUAUAUGAUUAAUUUCCAGUACGUUAAGUUGAAAGACUUUUAAAACCACCACUAAAUAAAAUUGAGACUUAGAAUGAUUUCCUCAAUAUUCUUCCUCACCAGGUAGACCAUAAUUGCAAUGCAAAAUAAACAGGCAUCAUCUGCAUGAUUGAAACAUAUUGAUAUACUACUACAAUUUAGUCCAAUUAAAUGUAUUUCGUUACCUAUACCAGUUUAUUUAACACCUAUUAAAAUGGAUAGUCAGUUGAACUUCUUAUCAACUAUACUCUUGCAUGCUAUAGAAUUAGGGGCAUCUUGGUUUAUAUGUUGAGUGCCAUAGCUGCCAAUUUUUGACUGUUUCUUUAUGAGAUUGAGUGGAUGCUGGGUCAGAAAUAUCUAUAUUGGAAAUACAAUAUUUUAUCUGGUUCAAACAAACAAACAAAACCUAUCAAAAAUUAAUUUACCAGGCAGGCCCCUUAUACUUGAAAGGGGGCUCUGAUUCCAAACUCUCAGAUGAAUAAAAUGGCCUUAGAAAUGUUAACCACUAUGAAUAAAUAUUAGCAGAAUCAGGAAACUUGAGGUUUGGUUGCUUAUAGUAUUAGUACAAAAUACUAAGUAUGGCGAUUAGCAGAUACUAGAGAUGUAGAUGGGCAUACCAGACAAAAUCAAAUUAGUAGUCUGUGAUCAAAUUUUCUUUUUAAGUAGAUACUGCAUGUAGUGUGACAUGUCUGAACUCAGAAGAAUAAAAACCAAGUUAUUUUUUGCUUAUGUGGUAAUAUCUCUCAUAAGUGCAUCUUAUUUCUUGUGGAGACAGAUGCUAUGUCAAACAGAGAGAUGAUCUUAGGAUCAUAGGUGACUCAGAUCCUAAUGGAGAAAAACAAACAAACAACAAGCCCAAAGCAAAAAAUCUGCUUGUUAGCAUAGAACCCCAAUUAAAGAGUGAUGGCUACGUAAAGGUGGUCUCUAACAGGUUUGGGGAAAGAAAACUCUAAAGGGUUCUCAAUAGUGUGCUGGAGUGAAUGUGCUUUAUUCUACAUCCCACUGCUAUUGUAAAGGUAUACCUGCCUGCAUUGUCGAACAAUAUCCCUUCCAAGAGAUGGUUUGACAUUGUUGAGUUCGGUUAUACCGAUUGUGAUGAAUGUUGCUACCCAUUCAAAGCUAAGUAAUUUUUAUUUAAUGUAUAAUUUUCUUUUUGGCCAGCUGUAAAUACCAAACAGUACAAUAUUAAGUAUGUUGUAGAGUAUAUGUAAACAAAUGAAUUUUAAUAUUUCAAAGUUAAAGAAAAUAGCUAGGCAUUAAUUUGAUCAAUACAAGUUUUGUAUGUUUGUAAAUAUAUUGAAUCAGAAAAAUGCAUAAUACCACAAUCCCAGAUAACAGUCAUUUUUUCAUAGGUGGCAGCUACUCAGCCAUGUUCAAGUAGUGUGAGUUACAUCCAGUUGGUUACAAGCUUCUAGUGAUUGGCUGUGUGAUUUCUAAAGUGGUCAGGAAAACUGCAUGAAAGUACAUAGAUGCCUCUAGUUCAGAUGAAACAUCAGUAGACUGCUGAAGAAUAGAGCUCAGUUGAAUGCUUGGACCCACUAUCUUUUAGUUAGUAUAAACUUUUCAAAUUCUUAAUAUGCACCAAAUGGUCAAUGCCAGUCAGUUAUAUAGCAAUGAAUCCAAUGCCUCACUGCAGCAGUUUUAGAAAUAUUCUUUAAUAUUUAUCAACAUAUUUGGUUUCCUAGAUUGUUUAGCUUGAACGCAUCUGUUGCAUCUUAAUUUCAUUCGUUUGGUGAUUAUAAAAGAGGGCAACUUUAAUUCAAGAAGUAAUUUGAUGUCCUACUGGUAUAAUUACUCUAGAUGAUAAUUAGAAAAACACUUAUUGGUAUUUUCUUACUUUAUUGCCAAAGAUUGCACAGAGAUCCAGAUCUCCAGAAUAAAUAAAAAGAAUUUAAAUUUUUCUAAAGUAUUCUAAAAUGAAAGCAUUAUCUGCAAAGUUUAAGUUCUACACCUAAAGAAAGCAAGUGUACAAAUUAAGAAAUCCAUAUCUGUUUAGUCUGUUAAUAAGAAAGCUUUGAACCCUAAUAAAUUAUACUCUUAAGUAGAUAUCACUGACACAACUAUUGGGUUUUUUCCUCUUUCCUCCCCUCUUGUCUUUUAAAUCUGACAUUUACAAAUGUAACAUACACAAAAAGUUAUUCUUAUGAAGUUGAAGAACAUUUGCCCAUUAAAUAAAAUGUUUGGAUUUAUACCCAAACUAUUUAUCUUAGAAAUAUUUUACAGUAAGUUUUUUUUCCCCCUUAGAAUUUACAUUUCAUCAAGGCCCAGCCCAAACCCACUUCUUUUACCAAUCCUCUGACCAUUAAAAAGGACAAUGAUGUAAAUUCAUAACCCAUUCUUCAUACCAUUGAUCUGUUACUUAAUUGUAUGCUGCCUUACAGGGAUUUCUUUGUUCUGAGUCAUUAUUUAACCUUUUAUGUAUGUAUGUGUUUUUUUUUCCCCAACUAGAUUUUAAACUUCUUGAGGGCCAGGACCAGACAUUGUACUUCUGUAUGUAACCCCACAGCACCUAGAUUGGUACUACGUACGUAGUAACCCCUCCAUGAAAUUUAUUGGCUAAUUCUAUCAUAUUUAUGAUCUCAAAACUCUAAAGGCUUUGUAUUGGCAGAGAUGUUGUACAUAGCCUCUGGAGACAUCCACAGAAGGUGGUUGUGUGCCAAGAGAUUGUGAGAGAAGUCAGUGCUCCCUUUGGGCAGUUUUGCUCCUUUUAUAACAACAUUACCAUGCAACUAGAAUCCCAGAUGCAGAUGACUCACUUCAUUCUUUAAUGGAGUCCACUUGUCCUAUUGAAUGGGAAAGGAAGGUGUGAGCUGGACUAGUUGGCUUUCUGAGGACUCUUCUGUGACAAGGAGAUUCUAUGAAGUGAAGAGAGGCAUUUGAAGGAAAGAUGGGCUAGUGUCCUGAACAUGAAGGAAAAAACUGAGAUGAAUAAUAUUUUAAACCAUUUAUCUAUUUUAUGGAAUCUACAGCAGUUGAUAUGAGACAGACUGACUCGGGCCUCUGCCUCAUGUACUGCUAGUCCAAAUUAGAGCACCAAAAUAUAAGUAUUUUUGUGAUUUUCAAUAAUUAUGGAGCAUCUUUUCCUCCCAAAGACUUCAAAUCAGUUUUCAGAUAUCUCAUUCUCAUAACCAAAUGAGAUCAAUGGGUAGAAAGUCUCAUAUAUUAAAUUUUUCCUGAACAUCAUGUCUUAAGAAUUUCCUUUGGAACAUGCUGAAUUGGAGGUCCUUGUAGAGGAGCAAAGAGUGAAGAUCACUGAGUGAAGCAAAAGCUCUCUCAAAUCACUUAGCACUUCUAAGGCCCCAGGGUCCUUUGAAAUUGGCACAAUGUUAGUAUGUCACUCAUGUAAAUUCUGUGUCUGUAAAAGAAGGGUCUAAGGUCCCUUCCAGUGAUAAUGAUGUGUGUUUCUGUGAUAUAUAAUACUGUAAAAAUGCCAAAAAAAAAAAAACCCC